Messenger RNA from Drosophila navojoa, 3802 nucleotides. It is a transcript of the gene Clk, whose product is annotated as circadian locomoter output cycles kaput protein Clock. Gene Ontology annotation, biological process: regulation of transcription by RNA polymerase II; circadian regulation of gene expression. Gene Ontology annotation, cellular component: CLOCK-BMAL transcription complex; nucleus; cytoplasm. Lineage: Eukaryota; Metazoa; Arthropoda; Insecta; Diptera; Drosophilidae. The record is from RefSeq and is a predicted model, not a curated record. Gene Ontology annotation, molecular function: RNA polymerase II cis-regulatory region sequence-specific DNA binding; DNA-binding transcription factor activity, RNA polymerase II-specific; protein dimerization activity.
UUUGACACGCGCAGCGACAACGAGCCCCAACAACGCGUCUCUCUCUCUCGCUUCAUUCGUUCAUACAUACAGUUCAGAGGCGCCACAGCGAGGGCCCAAACCUCAGAGCUAACUGUAAAAUAAAGAAUACUGACAAAAUGUGUGAAAUAUUUAAACAAAUGGAACUCAGCUGCCGUGUGAACGUCACCUAAGCGGAAAAUUCAAAUUCAAUAAAGAAAUUUUAAGAUCUAAAAAAGAAAGAACUAUGUAAAUAUUUAAAUUGCGGACUGAACAAACUUUUAGUGCAAAGCUGUGUGUGUUUUUUUUUUUCGUUCCUUGCAUUUCGUUAUUAAAUUAAAAUAUAUAUAUAAAAAUAUUUAUCAACAAUCUGGAAGUGGAUUAUCUAAUAAAUACGAAAAUGGACGACGAAAGCGAUGAUAAGGAUGACACGAAAAGAAAGUCCCGCAAUUUGAGCGAGAAGAAGCGACGGGAUCAGUUCAAUUCGCUGGUGAACGAUUUGAGUGCAUUGAUAACCACAUCGAAUCGCAAAAUGGACAAAUCCACAGUGCUCAAAUCCACAAUAGCAUUCCUAAAGAAUCACAAUGAGGCAACGGACAGAUCGAAAGUGUUUGAGAUCCAGCCGGAAUGGAAGCCCACGUUUCUCACAAAUGACGAAUUCACGCACCUGAUGCUGGAGUCUCUGGAUGGCUUUAUGAUGGUGUUUAGCAGUGUGGGCUCCAUAUUCUAUGCGUCGGAGAGCAUUACCUCGCAGCUGGGCUAUCUGCCGCAAGAUCUGUACAACAUGAGCAUCUAUGAUCUGGCCUAUGAGAUGGAUCACGAGGCCUUGCUGAACAUCUUCUUGAAUCCCACGCCCGUCAUCGAGCCGCGCCAGACGGACAUCAGCGCCAGCAAUCAGAUUACCUUCUACACGCAUCUGAAGCGCGGCGGCCUGGAGAAGGUCGAUGCCAACUCCUAUGAGCUGGUCAAAUUCGUGGGCUACUUUCGCAACGACACCAGCGCCCACUCGGACGGCCAGAGCAACAGCAGCCAGCUGACGUUGCCGCGCAUCUUUCAGCAGCAUCCGGGCGUUGAGCUGGACAGGAAGUUGGUCUUUGUGGGCACGGGACGCAUACAGACGCCGCAGCUAAUACGCGAGAUGAGCAUCAUCGAUCCAACCAGCAACGAGUUCACCUCGAAGCACAGCAUGGAGUGGAAGUUCCUCUUCCUCGACCAUCGGGCGCCGCCCAUCAUCGGGUACAUGCCCUUCGAGGUGCUGGGCACCUCGGGCUACGACUACUACCACUUCGACGACCUGGACAGCAUUGUGGCCUGCCACGAAGAGUUGCGCCAGACGGGCGAGGGCAAGUCCUGCUACUACCGCUUCCUGACCAAGGGCCAGCAGUGGAUCUGGCUGCAGACGGACUACUACGUGAGCUACCACCAGUACAACUCGAAGCCGGACUAUGUGGUGUGCACGCACAAGGUGGUCAGCCAUGCGGAGGUCAUCAAGCAGAACCACAAGGAGCGACAGAAGCCCACCAAGGCGCUCACCUCCUCCAGCAGCAGCAAGUGCGCCUCGGCGACGACCACGCUGCGCGACUUUGAGCUCAGCAACCAGAACCUGGACAGCGCGCUGCUCGGCAACACGCUGGCCAAUCUGAGCAACGAGGUGGCCGCCGCCACGUCGCCCACUGUGGACUCGUCGCCCAUGUGGUCGACGGGCGCGGCGCCUGCUGCCAGCACCUGCCAGCUGAACUCGGUGAAGACCUCGCGGCCCGCUUCCAGCUACGGCAACAUCAGCUCCACGGGCAUCUCGCCGAAAGCCAAGCGCAAGUGCUACUUCUACAACAGAGGCAACGAGUCCGACUCCACCUCCAUGUCCGCAGAUUCUGUGAUCAGCCGCCAGUCGCUGAUGACGCAUGUCAGCUCGCAAAGUCAGCGUCAUCGUUCGCAUCAUCAGCAGCAACGGCAGCAGCAGCUGCAGCAGCAACAGCAGCAUCAGCAGCAGCAUCCACAGCAGCAGCAACAACAACAACAACAGCAGCAGCAGCAGCAAAACUCACACUCUCAGCAGCAGCAGCAACAGCAGCAACAGCAACAGUUGCAGCAUCACACUGGUGCGCCCAAAAUCCUGCCCAUGCCGCUGGCAACCACCCAGAUUGUCACGAGCAACGCCUGCCAGUUUCCACAGUCCAGCUAUCCGCUGACCAGCCCCCAGCUGGUGGCGCCCAGCUUCCUGGAGCCUCCGCAGUACCUCGCAGCCAUACCGAUGCAGCCGGUGAUGGCGCCGUUUCCUGUGGCACCAGUCCUGUCGCCGUUGCCCAUGCAGACGCAAUCGGAGCUGCUGCCGGGCGCCGUGGUCAUGACCUCCACGCAGAGCCAGCUGCAGGAUCAGCUGCAGCGCAAGCACGACGAGCUGCAGAAGCUGAUCAUGCAGCAGCAGAACGAGCUGCGCAUUGUCUCCGAGCAACUGUUGCUGGCGCGCUACACCUAUCUGCAGCCCAUGAUGCCCAUGGGCUUCGCUGCCAGCAACAUGGCCGUUGCUGCUGCCGCCGUCGAGGGCAACACUGCCGGCAAUCAUGUGCAGCGUAACUUCAACUUCAGCGGCAGCAAUGCUGUCGAGCCUCAGUUCAAUCAGUAUGGCUUCGCCUUGAACUCGGAGCAGAUGCUCAAUCAGCAGGACCAGCAGAUGAUGAUGCAGCAGCAGCAGAAUCUGCACAAUCAGCAGCAACACAAUCACAGUCUGCAGCAGCAGCAGCAACCGCAGCAGACUCAGCAACAGCUGCAGCUGCAACAGAGCCAGACUCAACAGCAACAGCAGCAGCAGCAGCAACAGUUGCAGCUGCAGCAGCAGCAGCACAGCCAGAGCAACAUAUUGUCGCGGGAGGAUAUCGAAGACAUUGAUGCCUUCCUCAAUCUGUCGCCGCUGCAGUCGCUGAAUCAGCUCAACAGCAGCAAUGCCAACAGCAAUGCCAACGCCAGCGGCAACAGCAACACGAAUGCCAACAAUGCCAGCAAUAGCAACAGCAACAGCAACAACAAUGCCAACAACAGCAACAGCAACACUAACAACAACAACAACAACACCUCGAAUGCUCCAGAGAACACAAAUGAAGACUCGCUGCUCUCCUACAUGCAAAUGGCCACCGAGUCGGGCGCCUCGCUCAACUUUCACAUGGGCAUCAGCGACGACGGCUCCGAGACGCACAGCGAGGACAAUAAGUUGAUGCGCAGCACCAGCAGCAAUCAGCAGCAGCAACAGCAACAGCAGCAGCAGCAACUGUUGCAGCCACAGCCUCAGCAGCCAAGCAACUUCUUUGCUGCGAAUCCCUUUGGCAGCUCGAGUCAGAGUCAGCUGGCAAAUGAUCUGGAGAUCCUGCCAUAUCCAAUGGGGCAGGAGGCAACACAAAGUCUGUUCAGCUCGCCGCACACUGCGAACAGUAGUCAAUAGUGCAAGUGGGCGUGGCCUCGCUGAACUGACCAACUGAAAUUCCUUAAAACUUAGCCAUAGACAAAGACAUGCAUAUGUCUUACAUAUAUAUAGAUAUAGCUAACAGACAUAUGUUAUAUAGAUAUUUAGGCAGCUGUAUUAUAUAAAUCUUCUCUAAGUCCUACGGCACACGGCUCUCUCUUUAGCGUACAUAGACAAUAGCCACAACUAGUUGUAGAUCUCAACAGACUGAGUAUUGCGCUAAUCCUUAAUUCACUCUAAAUAUAUAUGCAUAUAUGUAUAUUCUAUAUAUAAGCUCUAUAUUAUUCGUACUCUAAGCUCAAGUUCUCAAAAAUUGAGUUUUAGUUUUAGUUUAGUGAAAGAUCGUUAUAG